Messenger RNA from Glycine soja, 540 nucleotides. RefSeq lists its product as uncharacterized. The transcript has a single exon. The coding region runs from base 1 to 540 and encodes 179 amino acids. The record is from RefSeq and is a predicted model, not a curated record. NCBI's taxonomy places the organism in Eukaryota, Viridiplantae, Streptophyta, Magnoliopsida, Fabales, Fabaceae.
AUGGUGGUGUUUGAGAUGACAGAUCUUGGGUUAAUGACGUUCUUUCUUGGAAUGGAAAUUAAACAAGGAGAACAUGAAGUCUUUGUCUGCCAAAAGAAGUAUGCCAAGGAGAUUUUAAAGAAGUUUAAACUUGAAGAAUGCAAAGAAAUGAACACUCCGAUGAAUCAAAAGGAAAGGCUUUGCAAGGAAGAUGGAACCGAGAAGAUAGAUCAAGCACACUUCAAAAGCAUGAUUGGAUGUUUGUUGUACCUUUCAGCAACUCAGCCUGACAUCCUAAAUGGUGUAAGCAUUUUGUCUCGAUUUAUGCAUUGUGCAAGUGAAAUGCAUCUCAAGGUUGCAAAAAGAGUGAUUAGAUAUGUUAAAGGAACUUGCAAUUUUGGCAUCAAGUACAAGAAAACUGAAAAGUUCAAGCUUAUAGGCUUCUCUGACAGUGACUGGGGUGGUUCAAUUGAUGAUAUGAGAAGUACUUCAGGGUACAGUUUCAGCUUUGGAUCAGGUGUCUUCUCAUGGAGCUCGAAAAAACAAGAGAAUGUUGCUUAA